Molecule: messenger RNA, 1876 nt
Organism: Drosophila ananassae
Lineage: Eukaryota; Metazoa; Arthropoda; Insecta; Diptera; Drosophilidae
Exons: 2
Coding region: 1157-1540 (127 amino acids)
Source: RefSeq, a predicted model, not a curated record
CGCUGCCGCCGCACUGCCAGCGUCUCUGCUGCGCCGCGGCAGCGCCAGCCGCACGACGACAACGAACUCGAUAACAUUUCGAGGCACUCUUCAGAUACACCUCGAAUUGAGCGUUUCGCGGCGGCGGGUUACGAUGCGUGGCGCGUUGUAUCUUUAUUAUUAAUUAUUUGUUGUUGUUGUUUACUCUGUACCGUAUUAUUUCCCAUCGCUCUAUCCGUAUCCGUAUCCGUAUCCGUAUCUGCAUCUGCAUCUGCAUCUGUGUCGCGUGUGUGCGUGUGUGUGUCUAUGCGUUUUGGAUCCCCUCCCUCCACCACCAUCACCAUCACCACCACCAACCAACCAUCCCCCUUAGCCAACAAGAAGGAAUAAUUAAAAUUUAAAUAAUUGAAAAAAAAAAUAAAAAUUAUUAAAAAAAAAAAAGGCAAACUACGAAACUAGCGCCCGCGCCUGCCGCUGCCUCAGUGUGUUAGUGUGUGUUUUAGUGUCUCGGUGUGGGUGUGUGUGCAAAAAAAAUAUUGCAACAUGAGCUGCAGCAACUGCAACGGCAACUGCAACUGCCACUGAUGGAGUUUGUUCGGUUUCAGAUCAAAACAAAAUCAUAGAAUACGGUUUAUAUCUCAAUAAGCUCAAUCUCUCUCUCUCACACACACACACACACACUCACAGUACCAGUCAAUCAAUCAAUCAAUAUCGUGUGCAUUCAAAUAUCACAUCGUGCCUAAAACUGCAACAAUUGCAAUUCUGAUUGCAACGUGCCCCCACUACCACCCCUAGGAGAGAACAGGAAUCGGAAACGGAAGUGCCAGUGACGUAAUACUCUCCAAUAUUCCUGACUCCCCCCCCCGGCCCAAACCAAAAAAAGGAUCAAGGGGAUGCAACAACAUCCUUAACCCCUACCCCUGGUGCAAAAAAAAACAACAAAAAUUCAGUAGAUCAUUCCCGUGCAAUAUGCUGAAUGCCAUGAUUUGGCCAUGGCUGACAGUGCGUAGCAAAAGUAUUUAUAUAACGGGCCAGACCAUUUUGUACAUCAAAGUGUUUAAACUAAAUGCCUAGAAGAGGGUCCUAAAAAAAAAAGGUGAUCCUUAAAGGAAAAACAUCAGUUUAUGUUUCCAAGGCAGCAGACAGUUGAAAUCGAUGAGAAACAGAUUGCGCCUAAAUGUCUUCCGGAAUUACAAAUUGUCGUGAAAUUUUCGUAUUUUUGGAAAUUUUGAUUUGGAAUCAAGCAAAACAGAGAAAUCGACAAAACAAUGAGCAUAGCAACAACAACAACAACAGCAACAACAAAAGCAGUAGCAGCAACAACAACAACAACAACAACAGUAGUAGUAAAGAAACAACAAACAACAAACAACACAAUAAAAAUCACAGCAACCGAAGAAGCAACAACAGCAACGCAGUGAAAGUGAUAAAGCAACAACAACAACAACAACAACAAGAGAAACAGAAACAACAACAGCAACAACAACAACUGCCCAAAGCAACCAAAAACAACAAUAACAAUAACAACAACCAUAAUCUGCAAAUACUGCAAAAGGGUUGAAAUAUUUUCGAUUUUUUUUCAAUAAUUUCGAAUUAAUAGAUAUUAACAAAAAAUCAUAGAAAAAAAUCGCUUUAAAUAACAAUUAAAAUAAAAAAAACAGUUAAUUAACUAAACAAGUUUAAUACAUACGCGUAUGCGAACAAGUGUCUUAUUACAAACAUAGUUAUAAACAAAUUAAAAUAAUAAUUAAUUCAAUAAAUAUUAAAGCAGCAACAAUAUAAGCAUCAGAAUCCAAACAAAAACAUCAACAAUUUAGUACCUACAGGCCUGACAACGUUAGAUCAUUAUAUACAUACAUAUAUAUAUAGCAAUAUACAAAAUAUAUAUAUAUAUAUA